AUGAACAAGCUUUACAUCGGCAACCUCAACGAGAGUGUGACCCCCGCCGACUUGGAGAAAGUGUUUGCGGAGCACAAGAUCUCCUACAGCGGCCAGUUCUUGGUCAAAUCCGGCUAUGCCUUCGUGGACUGCCCCGACGAGCACUGGGCGAUGAAGGCCAUCGAAACUUUCUCCGGGAAAGUAGAACUGCAAGGAAAACGUCUAGAGAUUGAACACUCAGUUCCCAAAAAACAAAGGAGUCGGAAAAUUCAGAUACGAAAUAUUCCACCGCAGCUUCGAUGGGAGGUCCUGGACAGCCUGCUUGCUCAGUAUGGAACAGUAGAGAACUGUGAACAAGUGAACACAGAGAGCGAGACAGCAGUGGUGAAUGUCACCUAUUCCAACCGGGAACAGACCAGGCAAGCCAUCAUGAAGCUGAACGGCCACCAGCUGGAGAACCACGCCUUGAAGGUCUCCUAUAUCCCUGACGAGCAGAUAGCACAGGGCCCUGAGAACGGGCGCCGAGGAGGCUUUGGCUCUCGGGGUCAGCCUCGGCAGGGCUCGCCUGUGGCAGCCGGGGCCCCGGCCAAGCAGCAGCAAGUGGACAUCCCACUGCGGCUCCUGGUACCCACCCAGUAUGUGGGCGCCAUCAUCGGCAAGGAGGGCGCCACCAUCCGCAAUAUCACAAAACAGACCCAGUCCAAGAUAGAUGUGCACAGGAAGGAGAACGCAGGCGCGGCGGAGAAGGCCAUCAGUGUCCACUCGACCCCCGAGGGCUGCUCCUCCGCCUGUAAGAUGAUCUUGGAGAUCAUGCAUAAGGAGGCGAAGGACACCAAAACGGCUGACGAGGUUCCCCUGAAGAUCCUGGCACAUAAUAACUUUGUGGGGCGUCUCAUUGGCAAGGAGGGGCGCAACCUGAAGAAGGUGGAGCAGGACACAGAGACGAAAAUCACCAUUUCCUCGCUGCAGGACCUCACCCUCUACAACCCCGAGAGGACCAUCACCGUGAAGGGGGCCAUUGAGAACUGCUGCAGGGCCGAGCAGGAGAUUAUGAAGAAAGUUCGGGAGGCCUAUGAGAAUGACGUGGCCGCCAUGAGUCUGCAGUCUCACCUCAUCCCUGGCCUGAACUUGGCUGCUGUGGGUCUUUUCCCAGCCUCGUCCAGCGCAGUACCGCCACCUCCCAGCAGUGUCACCGGAGCCGCCCCCUACAGCUCCUUUAUGCAGGCUCCGGAGCAGGAGAUGGUGCAGGUGUUCAUUCCUGCCCAGGCGGUGGGUGCCAUCAUUGGCAAGAAGGGGCAGCACAUCAAACAGCUCUCACGUUUUGCCAGUGCCUCCAUCAAGAUCGCUCCUCCCGAAACUCCGGACUCCAAAGUUCGUAUGGUCAUUAUCACUGGACCCCCAGAGGCCCAAUUCAAGGCUCAGGGAAGAAUUUAUGGAAAACUCAAGGAGGAGAAUUUCUUUGGUCCCAAGGAGGAAGUAAAGCUGGAAACCCAUAUCCGGGUACCAGCGUCAGCAGCUGGCCGGGUUAUAGGCAAAGGUGGCAAAACGGUGAACGAGUUGCAGAAUUUGACGGCAGCUGAGGUGGUGGUGCCAAGAGACCAGACCCCCGAUGAGAACGACCAAGUCAUCGUUAAGAUCAUCGGGCAUUUCUAUGCCAGCCAGAUGGCUCAGAGGAAGAUCCGAGACAUCCUGGCUCAAGUUAAACAGCUGCACCAAAAGGGACAGAGUAACCAGGCCCAGGCACGGAGGAAGUGA
Molecule: messenger RNA, 1734 nt
Organism: Pteronotus mesoamericanus
Lineage: Eukaryota; Metazoa; Chordata; Mammalia; Chiroptera; Mormoopidae
Gene: IGF2BP1
Product: insulin like growth factor 2 mRNA binding protein 1
Exons: 15
Coding region: 1-1734 (577 amino acids)
Biological process (GO): nervous system development; regulation of gene expression
Cellular component (GO): nucleus; cytoplasm; cytosol
Molecular function (GO): mRNA 3'-UTR binding
Source: RefSeq, a predicted model, not a curated record